Messenger RNA from Musca domestica (house fly), 7520 nucleotides. RefSeq names its product zinc finger protein 569. Gene Ontology annotation, molecular function: DNA-binding transcription factor activity; RNA polymerase II cis-regulatory region sequence-specific DNA binding. Lineage: Eukaryota; Metazoa; Arthropoda; Insecta; Diptera; Muscidae. Bases 699 to 3329 code for a protein of 876 amino acids. The transcript is spliced from 12 exons. The record is from RefSeq and is a predicted model, not a curated record. Gene Ontology annotation, biological process: regulation of transcription by RNA polymerase II.
UAAACUAAAAUGGCGACGUCAGUAGAGUGAUGGAAUUGAGGAAUUUUUUCAAUUGUGUUGAUUCUUUUUUAUAUUCAUAUUAUAUAUACAUAUAUUGGUGGAUAUUUAACCCAAUUACAACAAUAAAGUGCAGUUUUGAAAACACAAACAAAUAAUCUAGUGGAAAAUGUUAAAGAAUUUUCGCAAAUGCAUCAAAUAAAAAGUGAAAAUACAAAACAACAUCAUCAAUUCGAUGAACGAAAAGAACGUCGCAGUGAAAAAAGUGAAAAAGUUACGAAAAAAUAAAAAUGGCGCCUGCGAUGAUGUCUUGACUUUCUUUUUUAAUUUGUUAAUAAUUCGCAUACGACGUUAUUGGAAUCAUUGAAAAGUUACUAAAAUAUAAAUAUUCCUCAAAGGAAUAUGAAAUGAAUGUGAAGAAAAUCUAUUGAAAUAAAUUAUAUCAAAGCUGUUAAAACGCAACGCCAAGCAGCAGUAACAUACAAUACGAAGCAUACCACGAUAGAGGAGGCACACAAAAAAAAAAAAAACAAGAGAAUUUGUUGCCGUUUCCAUUUGCCCACCACAACAGUUUUAUUCGUCGUUUUGGGGCAUUCAUUCAUACGUGUUCGUGCGUGUGUUUUUUUUAUUUUUUUUUUAUUCUUCAUUAACUGAAUUUUUUGAAUUACACGACGAACUCGACGUAGAAGGAGGCCUUGAGGAUGUGUGCUGCUCAAAGUAAUCCGACGCAAAGUUUUGGUCCUUACACAUGGGGUUUUGCGGCCGACAAUACUCGGGCAGAUUCCGUAUUGGAGAUAUCGCCCAAUAUCAACUAUACCGUGAGCAGUGAAUCUAUGCCAUAUUUGUUAUCUACAGAUGGGUCGUUAACAGUUCAAAAAGAUGUAAAAGCCGGCUUGGCGCCCAGUAAAGGCCUUGUACGGCGCAUGGUGCUUGUCAAUGAUCCCUUUUCGCCAGGAGGUCAAAGAGUGAUAACAAGUGGAAAUUCCACAGUGGUCAAGAAACCAGAUCAACAAGUUCUCAGUUUAAAUUGUGACAAAAAUUAUCUUUUGGUGGAUCAAACAGAUCAGACACAUCUCAGCAAUGGCAUUGUGGAUUCGAAAGCACAAACGAUAUUAACAUCAGCGGGUAAAACACACUUUAGCCCUAUUGGGCCAUUGCACCUAACGGCCGAGGAGUGCAAUGAGAUUUUAAUGAAGCGUGCCUUGGCCGCUUCACAUCCUCAGUCGAUAACAGCGAAUGAUGGUCAUGCGACCUCAGCAAGCCAUGCAAUGUUAGGUGACAUUAUGCCUGGUAUUUCAGUGCAAGUACAGAAAGUUAUACAAGGUCUGGAAGAAAAUGAUGAAUCACAAGGUGACACACCAAAUCUAAAAUUGGAACCGGGUACAUUGGAACUAUCACCGAAAACCGAAUUACAAGAAACAAUGCAUUUUAGUGAUAACGAUACCACAAUAAAGAAGGAGCGCCCUUACAGUUGUGAGGAGUGCGGUAAAUCAUUUUUACUGAAACAUCAUUUAACCACUCAUGCUAGAGUGCAUACAGGCGAACGUCCUCAUGUUUGUACACAUUGUGGCAAAAGCUUUGCCCACAAACACUGCUUAAACACACAUUUACUGUUACACUCCACCGAUCGCCCUUACCAGUGUACAGAGUGUAAGAAAAGUUUUACAUUGAAACAUCAUUUGUUAACACAUUCACGUGUUCAUUCGCGUGAUCGGCCGUUUAUUUGCCAGGAAUGUGGUCGUACAUUUCCCCUCAAACGUCACCUGGUGACACACAGUAAAUUCCAUGCCGGCGAACGGCCGUAUGUGUGCGACGAAUGUGGCGAAAGUUUUGCCCAGGAAAAUCAUCUAAUUAUGCAUUCACGUUUCCAUGGUUCUGUAAAUCCCUUUGUUUGUCAGGAUUGCGGUGUUACAUUUCCUCGAAAAUUUCAAUUGGUCAAUCAUGCUCGCAUACAUGGCAAAGUACCACAUUCAUGUACGGUAUGUGGCAAGGAAUUUUUACAGAAGCGUACUCUGGUGGCACAUAUGCGCGUUCAUACUGGCGAUCAACCACAUCCUUGUAUCAGUUGUGGUGAAGGUUUUAUGACACGACCCGAUUUAAAUCAACACAUACGCAGUGUACAUGGCGGUGUCAAUCCAAAUUCUUCAAAUACAGCAUCAGUGCCGUCCAAUAAUGCUGUUAUAACAUCUCAACAACAAACUCAAACUAUACAACAAAUACACCAAACGCAAGCCCAAACAACACACCAGCAACAGCAGCAGCAAGCGCAUCAGGUGCAAAAUAGCCACCCACAGACCGUAACCGUGGUUAGUAAUCCCAACAACUCAGCAUUGCUGACAGUAACCAAUGAUGCAAAUAAUAGGCCACAAUUUGUUUGCCGGGAAUGCGGAAGUGCCUUUAACAGUCGCGAAGCUUUAGCCCUUCACCUGCGUUUACAUACCGGCGAUAAAAGUCUUAUGACCGAUUUGUGUGCUUUAACCGCUGCCUUGCCAACCCAUCUCCUAAGCACAGGCAGUCUUAAUCCUGGAACAGCAACCGUGGUAUCUGCAAAUCCCAAUAUCAUAGCCCAAAACCAAAUGCCAGUUCAAAUCAUAUCAUCAACGGGUCAAGUUGUUUCACAGACAACACUGGUGCAGGCCGCCGCUACGACUCAUCCGCAAAGUUUAGUUGCCACAAUGCCAUUGCAGGCACAUCAUCAGCAGCAACAACAGGCAACUCAACAUUUACAAAAUGGUAAUCCCGCAGGCCAUCCUCAACAACAACAGCAGCAGCAACCGCAACAGCAGCAACAACAGCAGCAGCAAACGCAACCAACACCCACCAAACCCAAGUCUCAUUUCUGUGCCAGCUGUGGUAAAGGUUUUGCCGCAAAACAUGGCUUAAUGCAACACAAUCGACGCCAUCCGAACGGCGGCUGUACCGUACGCACGCAUGUUUGCGAAUGUGGCAAAGCCUUCUUCCAGAAGAAUCAUCUAAUGCUACAUCAACGUCAACAUCUGGAAACGAAACCACCCAUUACACAGCAACAGCUUGAUUUUCUUCUUCGACAGGAUCCCAACGUCGUACAACAACACGUACAACAGCAGCAGCAACAACAACAGCAGCAACAGCAACAACAACAGCAGCAGCAACAACAGGCACAACAGCAAUUGGCCCAACAGCAGCAGCAACAACAACAACAGCAACAAAAUUCUCAACAACAACAAAUGAAUACCAGAGAAGUAAUGAUUGGUAAUCAGGCCGUUCACGUGCAAGUAUUACAGGGAACGAAUACAGCACAAGUUAUCAAAUAUGAAAUCAAUAUACCCCAAGAAAAUCAAAACAUGGAAUAGCAAGGAUAGCUAAUGUCAUCAAAUCCUUCGCAACAAAUCCCAAGGAAUGAGAAUGGAACAUAAAGAUGUGUUAACACGAAAAAAAAACAAAAAACUAUAAUACUUCGAAUAAGGACGACAGGACAAAAGCAAAACAAGCAUUUACCAAAAUAUCUGGGAAACCGAGUAACCGUUAGUUUUUUAUGCAAAUGAUGAUGGUAAGAAUUCCCUUGGGAAGGAAGCAGGAAACAUUACUUCCCCCACAAAAACACCACUCCCCCAAACAGUUAUAAAACGACCCGUUCCUCAUUUGUUGUUACCUUUGCCUUACUACGUUGCGAGCUAAGUCAUAGCCAAGAAGGAGAGGGGUUUAUUGUUUCAUAUUUUAUAAUUUAAUUUCACAUAAAAUUAACAAAUUUGAAUUUGUUUUUUUUCGGUUUUUAUAUUUCUCUCUUUUUGGAACAAAACAUUAAAAAUACCAAUUAAUCUGGCAUUCAUAUUGAAUAUAUGGGCUGAAAAGUCCCGAUUGUAACAUAGAAACACUAAAAUUAAUUAAUUAAAAUCAUAAAUUAUCGGCUCGAAUACAAGUUUUUUAUGAGUCGUCAAGAAAACAUGUGCGUGCUCAGUCUUUCUUAUAAACAGCAGAUUGUUUACUGUAAUAUACAGCAAUUCCAAGUUUUUUUAAUUCUUUUUUUACGACUUGUCUGGGGGAAAAAGCUGUAAUAGAAAAGCUAUUCUAAUACCAAAAUGUUGAAUAAUACAUGCUCAUAUUGUAAUCUUUGUGAUCUCACCAAUUCUUCUAUAAAAUACACACCUUCCAUAGACUGAAGUCCAUCAGUAAAUCUUCUAUAAAUAGAAAGAUCUUUAUCAUAUCACCCACAUAUUUGUCACAGUGAGUAUGUCUUCUAUAAUUUAGAAGAAAAGGUGGACUUCAAUAGUUUUUCUAAAAAAUGAAUACUUUCAGUAUGUUUUCUUUAGAAGGCGUUCAACAGGUCUCUUAAAAAUAAAAAGUUGCAUAGUUGCAUAGUUGUCUAAGACAAAAGUUUGUCUAUAGACAGAAGGGUUCCCACAUUUGGAAAUGUCUUCUAUAGACAUAAUUACUCCAGUUAGCACAACAUAGACAUAAUAUUUUCCACAUAUAAGAGCUCUAUAAACCCAUGAAACCCUUUCUAAAUAAGAUUUUUACACAGACAGUAGCAUUAUAUAUAUCUUGAUAUUUAGCAGCAGACAAAUGGAAGAUCGUCUACAGCUUAAAUGUAUUCCAUCGAUAAUAGACCUUCCUGGUAGUUCAAAUUAAGUGAAUUCGAAAUUCGAAAGCCAUCAGUAUUUCUGUUACAAUUGGGAAAUUUGUUUUCACCCAUGUUGUGUUACGCAGGCGAUUACCUUAUCAUAGUUUGACCUCGUCGUUGUUGUUGUUUUGUCUAAGUUUUUUUUUGUUAUAUAUACAAAUAUGUGUAUAUAUAUUCAUAUAUAAUUACAAUAUAAAUAUAUUUUUAACAUUUAUUGACACAUACACAUACAUUUUUUUACAAAUAUUACAGUUAAAAUUUACAAAAAGAAAAAUUACAUCGUCGUCCCCCUCUCUAGUUAAUAACAUUUAUUUUUUAAAUAAUACCCUUUAAAGAAAGAAUAAAAAUCAAUAUAUUUUUUAAUUUAUAAAUAAGUAGAAGUAUGAAAAACAAAAGUACAUUACCUAGGUUUAAAACACAAUGCAGUUAUAUAAUAUUUUUGUUUUAAUUUUUCCAUUAUUAUUAUUAUUUAGAUAUUCUCUUUAUCAAUUUUCUAAUUUCAUCUUUUUAUUUUAAUUGUAGUUUGUAUAUAGUUAUUAAUUUUAUUAUUUUUUAAAUAUUAAAGUAAAAGUAAAGUAAAACAAAAACAAUGAAACACUUGAAAUAUUGGUACAUAUUUGUGUAAAAAAAUGUUUUUGUUUUUUUAUUAAUUCUUUAAAAUUGCACAGUCCAUAAAUCCCCCGCCCCAAUAAAAAAAAUAAAAUUAAAAACAGCAACAGAAAAUAUCCUGAAACAUAGCUCCCGAUAUUUAUACAAAAAAAAAAAAAAAAAAAAAAAAAAACAACCAACCACACAAAAAUUGUAGCAUAAAAGGAAUAUCAGAAAUAUAUAAUGGACGUAAUAAAAAGUAAAAUCUUUAGCAAAGAUUUUUAUUUUAAAAAAACAGAAACAUAGAUUCUAGCACCAUGUACUACGGAAAAUCCCUUUUUAAUUACACUUCUGUAGUAAAAAAGUCAUUGGAUCAGAGAAAACAAAAAGCGUGCACGCCUCUAACACCAAACCACCAACCCCAUUUAGCUGUGAUGUGUGGAAAAUGGAGAAUCAUUGAUAGAAUUUUAUGGUUUUGCAAUUUUUAUAUCCAUAUUUAAGGAUAUUUAUCUUGUCAUGAUCUAAGGAAGUUUGUAUCUAAGGACAGUUGUUAUGCUGCAUGAAUGAUGUGGGGAUGUUAGUUGUAGAAUUGGCAAUGGAGAGAGUGUGAAAAAAAACGAAACUAUGAUGUUUUAAUGAAAAAAGAAUUCUAAAAAGGAAGAACAAGUAAGACCUCAAAAACCGUAUUGUCAUUCAAAACCAUACAUCUGUCAACACCUCUUAUCUAAAAAUCGAGGACAUACUAGAAGAGCUUCUCGAUACUCUCGUUUACCCAACCGUUAUUUUGGUUCAGCUAUUCCUUCAUCUGUAAUCAAAAGUAAAGAUGACACGACCAUUCGGAAUUAGUCUGCUUUGCAACUAUCUAUUCUUUUCUGCAAUGUUAUUAUGAAACCAGAGAUGUUGUCGUUAUCCCUUGUUCCAUUCCCAAAAGUGAUCUCCUUGUAUACCCCAAAGUAUCUUAUCCGUGUUGUUCAAAUCAUUUUCCUGAGUAUUCUAACACUUUUGUGUGCCUAUGGCCACCUGAUGAGUGCUUUCAAUUGUUCCAGGCUAACUCUAUUUCUUUUUAAUUUUCAAAAGGACCAUUCCUGUUUUAUUAGGCGUGGUGUACGUAAGGCUCUUUUGCAAGUGAUCCUUGAUACCUCCUUAUUCCCUUGCAAAUUUCAUUUUUCAAAUAAACUCACUUAUGCCUUAAAGUAUGCUCUUAAUUUUGUUUUUAAAAAUAUAUAUUUUCUCCCAACAUUUAUAUCAAGUUGGCGUUCUUUAUUGUAUAUAGAUACCAAGGAUAUUGGGAAUUUUAGACCUCCCAGGGCGAGUCUCCCAAGUCCUCGAUUUAUUCUGCUUCCAUGUAUUGCCUUUAAUGAUAGGUUUUAGUCUUUGCAUGGGAUAUUCAUAAUCAGAAAAUACAUAAGCAGCCAUUUUUUAAGUUGUCAACACAUUUGUGAAAAAUUGAACAAGAGACGUUUCAUCACCCUUUCCUUGAAAUCUUUGUCAAUAUCUUUACACAUCCCCUACACACAUAAUAGCUCAGGAUAGCCCAACAAUUUAGAUAUAAACUUCAAACAGUCGCCGGUUUUAAGUAGUCAUCAAAAUUAUUCAUUAUCAUCAUUGAUAUGUAACUACAAAUAUUGUUGCCAACAUUUUUCUUUUCUUUUUUUUGCUAUAUACGAAUUGUGUAAUUUACUUAGUUGUUAAGAAGCCAUUUACCUUCUUAUUUUUUAGUUUCAUACAGAUAUUUUUUACCUUACACUCUACCAAUAACUACUGCAACAACUACCCACGUAUACUUAUAUUUUAAAAUGUUAUAUUUUAUAACUUAUAAAUAGUAUACAUACAUUUAAAUAUAUAUAUAUCUAUAUCAUAAAUUGUAAAUUUUAGGUCUAAUGUUAAUGAAAAGAAAAUGAAAGAAAAAAAAAAAAAAAAAACAAACACAAAGAAAAAUGAUGAUUUUUACACCUCUAUUGCAUUAUUUCCAAUUAAGUUUUAAUUAUUCAACCUCUACAAAAUUAGUUUUUAUGAUCACCCUUAAACACACACACAAUCACGCAAGACAAAAAAAAAAUGAGCAAAUAUAAAACUACCCAUUUUCGAAUUCUUCCCCAUAUUUUUUUAAAAAAUUAAAAUUUAAAUUUAACGAAAAACUAAUAAACAAAGAAAAAGAAAUAUAUAAAGAAAAAUCUAUGCAGUGAUGUGUUGGUCGCAUCUAAAACUACAACCUCUCUUUUAAGCUAUACAAAAAACAAAUAUACAGAUGAAGUAAGAGAAAAAUUGUGUAAAAGAUAAAAACAAAAGAAAAAACCCAACAGCAAAAUAUAAGAAAAAUAUGAUUGUAAAAAUA